Messenger RNA from Pelodiscus sinensis (Chinese soft-shelled turtle), 3999 nucleotides. The record is from RefSeq and is a predicted model, not a curated record. Lineage: Eukaryota; Metazoa; Chordata; Testudines; Trionychidae.
UCUGUAUCAACAACAGGAAGAAAUCAUUCCUGCCCCCUCCCCCUUUUCAUAUGAAAGUGCGUUCAUCUUCCCACAGGGGCCAGCAGCCGUCUCAGCGCCUUCCCGCCACUUGUAUGCAAGUUUCCCCUCCUCGCCCCAAACUUUGCUUUCCUUUCUUUCCCCUUGUCAGUCUCUCUCCCCUUUGCUUUGGGAUAUCACGUCUUGUUGACAAAAGGAGAGCAAGUCGCUUCCCCCCGCCCCAGCUACCCCCUCCCUUUUUUCCAGGACUUUUCCACUGGGAUCUAUUGCCAGAGCUGAUCUCUCGUUUAUCAGCAUUUACCUGGAUAUAAUAUUCAAGUAACGCUGCGUACAACAUGACAACUCUAGCUGGAGCUGUCCCAAGAAUGAUGCGACCAGCUCCCGGGCAGAACUACCCUCGCAGCGGAUUUCCAUUAGAAGUGUCCACUCCUUUAGGCCAAGGCAGAGUCAACCAGCUCGGUGGAGUUUUUAUCAAUGGCAGGCCUUUGCCCAACCACAUCCGACACAAGAUCGUGGAGAUGGCCCAUCACGGGAUCCGGCCCUGUGUCAUCUCUCGCCAGCUGCGCGUGUCCCACGGCUGCGUCUCCAAAAUCCUGUGCAGGUACCAGGAGACUGGCUCCAUCCGGCCGGGGGCCAUCGGGGGCAGCAAACCCAAGCAGGUGACAACGCCGGACGUUGAGAAGAAGAUCGAGGAAUACAAGAGGGAGAAUGCCGGCAUGUUCAGCUGGGAGAUCCGGGACAAGCUGCUCAAAGACGGGGUCUGCGAUCGAAACACGGUUCCCUCAGUGAGCUCCAUCAGCCGCAUCCUGAGAAGCAAAUUUGGGAAAGGCGAAGAGGAGGAGGCCGAGCUGGACAGGAAGGAAGCGGAGGAGAGUGACAAGAAGGCCAAGCACAGCAUUGAUGGGAUCCUCAGCGAGCGAGAGCUUGUCCUGCACAUACAUAGGCACUGAAGAAGAGGAGACAAAAGUACCAAAUGAGCUGGUCAAACAUUUGUACAACUUUUCCAGCUUUUACAAAGAAGGCCUUCUAUACACAAUCUACACUUGGAGAUGAACUUGGAAAACAAAGAAGGGAGAGUCCAUUGAAACUCACACUUUAGCUUUGCACAGACAAAGCUUCAGCUAGCAGCAGCUUGAUGUGAACAAAAGAAGGCAACCUUUUUAUAAUUCAAGGAGAAAAGAAGAGAAAACAGCCCCACAAAAGGCCGAGAAAGGACAUUAUGGUCUUGCAAUGAGGGAUGAAUUAUUCAAUGAGCCCCAAUAGCUGAGCAGUUUUAUGGACUCUCCACCGUGGAAAAAGUGGCUAUUUUCACCUACAAAAUGUUUCUAGCCUUUCUAGACAUCUAGAGAUGCCGACUGCCAUUCAAGAAGGACAACUGCCAUUCUUUAAAACUAUAGUAUCCCUCUGUAUUGUAAAAACAAAACAAAACCCCCUUAAACUAGGACUCUCAUUCCGAGUUACUAGGGCUCUCAGGGAAGCUUCAUCUUCUCUCUGUCUGUGUGUACAUACAUACAGGAAAAUACUGGAGGAUUCGUAUAUAUAUUUUUUAAGGCCAGAAGGGACCAUUCUGAUAAUCUAUUCUGACUUUCUUUAUAGUAGAAGCUGCUGAAUUUUACCCAGUAAUACCUUCAGGCACGAACUGGACAAGCAAUGGCUAAAACCAGUUACUAUGAUUUUGAAAAACAACUGGUUAUUUUGGGUGGCGGGUUUUUGAGUACUCAGCUUGAGACACUUUAAACAAGCCUACUUUUCAGAAAGUGACAAGCACUUUUGAAAACUUCAGUAUGGCUCAAGUUGGGCAUUAAAAAAUGGAAGCACCCCAAAAAUCUGACAAAUAUGUCCAGAGAAUUUAUUUUAACUUGCUAAGCGCUGAUAUUCUAGAUUAUCCCCUUGAUCCAGUCCACAACAACUGUUAUCUGGAUGGACAUCAUUAUCUGAUUAAAAAAUAAAACCCCACAACUCAUCUCCAACUUAAAAUUCUCUUGGUGCUCUUUCACUUUCUGCUUUAGCCUCAGUGUUGGCAUGGGCCAAAGUUUUAGUGACACUUCAGAGUCAGGGAUACUAACAACCUGAAGAGAUCUUUUGGGAAACUAAAUCCCCAUUGCUAAUACGGUUGUCCUUAAUGUCAAUAUUUAAUACUGGUAGUUUAAAACGAAGUUAUCUUAGAUUAUUUGGGUAGAAAGGCUUGAUCCUGACAGGGUGCUGCUUACCUCUUUAAAGGUGUUGAACUCUGUACUCCUUUAAGCUUCCUUUAAAAUUAAUGACCCAUAGUGCCUACUACCAAUUAAGCAAAUGGCAAAACUCAUGCUAAUUUAAAUGGUGCAGAACUGGGUACAGUGGCUUCACUGGAAGUCAAAGCCACACAACAUUUUGCAGGAGAAGGGCCUUUAAAAAUGUAUUUCUUAGAAGUUCCUGGUGAGAAUUGAUUUUCAUCACAUAGAAUGGAAACUCUUCAUUACAAUAAGUCACACUCUCCUGUUCCCGUGUUUCCAUUGGCCACUUAUUAUUUUUAUAGGAGUGGCAGAGAUGCUGGAAAGAGGGUGAUCAAGAAGAGAUUUUGUUAACAAAAUUAUUAAUGUUGGCCGGAUAUUAGAGACAGAAAUUCUGGAGAAUUCAAUUUAAAAUGCACUGCUCUUUCACAUAUAUGGCCAAUCAUAAAGGUUCAGCUUCAAAACUCAUUGACAUUGGCGGGGGUGUGGUCAUGAUUUCACCCAGUGUCUGUAUUUAAGGUUAAAAGCAUCAUCAAAUCCUGCUCUUUUUAUUCACACAAGGUCUGAUUUUGCUCCCAUUAAAGCAAUUCAUACAGCUCCCAGUAAUGUCAGUGGUGCAGGGUCAUGCUUGCAGGUGUCCCACUGACUUAAGUCUGAGGAAGCCAGGAAAGUGAGUCACGAAACCAGGAUUGGCCUGAUAACAGAGGUCUAGAUAGAGUGUAUAUAGUGAUAUAGGCUACAAGUUUUAUUGUCCUGAGUUAGGGACUAGUUUGUUGCUCACAAAUGGUAAAGCCACAUGUGAUUUAUAUGGGGUUUCACAAAUGUUCCUUCUAACUUUUUCUGUCCAUGUGUCAAAUAAAUGUUAUGUGCACCAAGACAUAUGUGGAUGUGCACCACUAAUAGAAACACAUGCUGCUGCCUGUGGGCAACCGUGGGCACUCUGCUAAUCAGUUGGACAGUUACUGAAUCUUUUAUGGAUGCCCAUCCAAGUGCAUAACUUACAGGGAACGUUAGUUGUCACAAACAAGUGGCAGUCAAAGCUUACCACUGCACACCAUCAUAUAUUCUGUAUAGCCGAGGUACAUAUUUUGUAGGGGAGGGACCUCUUUUAAGAAAGUUCUGAAGAGUUUUCUACAAUGCCAUUACUAUUUUUCAUAGCCCCUGCUUACAGAACCAGGUUCCCUUAAUACCAGAAGUGCAGGAUUCAGAGAGAGAAACAUUUAAAUAAUAAACUCCAGAAAUGUUUAGAAUUAUCUAUAAUAGAGCUGCAAACAAAAUGAUGCAUCCCUCUGGAGAGCUAGCAAUCUCCCUUUUUUCAGUGCCAGAACUCUGUAAAAUUAGAAGGCAUCAGACUUUUAGCUCAUCUCUGAUCGAGGACUGAAAAUUGCUAAUUUUGCACCCUCAGUCUUGUAUGAGUUGGGGAGGAGGGAAAUUCCUCAUUUGAAGGAAAGAAAGAAGGAAACAAGCAACAUUUUAGUUUUGAUGGCAGCUGUUUAAAAGUUGCUCAGAGAUUUCUGAUGUUAGAAGGAGUCCUGAACAAGGGGAAGAAUGCAGAUAAAAUGGGUAAAAUUGCUUGAUAAAUAAAUAUAAUGUAUCAUAUGACUUGGCAACUUAUCACAUAGAUAUAAAUACCACAUACAUAAUUGUAAUAUAAACAAAUCUGUACUAUAGGACAGUGUUUAUCAAUCUUUUUUUUAUAAAGUACCCCAUUUUAAAAUAAAUUAUAAGUACCCCCAGUACUUACAGUUUUCAGACACACACAUUAUUUUGA